This is a messenger RNA of Bombus pyrosoma, 2040 nucleotides long. Its product is annotated as putative defense protein 3. The record is from RefSeq and is a predicted model, not a curated record. NCBI's taxonomy places the organism in Eukaryota, Metazoa, Arthropoda, Insecta, Hymenoptera, Apidae. The coding region runs from base 1173 to 1628 and encodes 151 amino acids. The transcript is spliced from 3 exons. Gene Ontology annotation, molecular function: oxidoreductase activity, acting on metal ions.
GCCAAGCGAAGUCGCAAUCCGUACAAUCGAGUCCUUACGCUUUUACCGCCUCGUCGUCGCAAUACGGUCCUGGAUCUCAGAUUACUGAUUGAACGUCAGAAAUCAUUCCAUCACAAUUGAUGAAACAGAGGGGAAGAGAACGAGGGAAGAUAACGGGGUUCGACUAAGAAUAUAAUUGAGGUAUUGACCUUUCUCUUUUAUCACAAGCAGAGAUAUUAAGGCGAUUGACCUGCGACUAAACUGGUUCCUUUCGAAUGUCUUGGAAUAUUCGAGAAUGGGGAAGCCGGAAUGAAAUAGGGUGCAGUGAGGGAGGCAUAAACGAAUAGUGGUCGAAACGAAUCCCAAGGUCUACGUCCUGUUUACGUUCUCGGAGAAAAUAAGCUUCCUGCUUCUUACUGCUGAAAGUUUCGUUCACGUUUUCCUUUUACUUCCUUAGCAAUUUCCUCAAGUUGUUUUAUAGUAUCUAUUCUCUCUUUAUUUUCUUCUUUUUUAUCAUUGAAUCUUAUCGAUAAAUUUAGAAUAAUAUAUGAAUCACGGUUGCGAUUGUGAUUAUUCUUCGUCAUUCUAAUAUUCAUACUAUGCACCUAUCCUCUUAUCUUCAAGAAAUUUUUUCACACGGUGUGCAAAUGUUAAAAAGCCUUGAAUCGUAAAUUAUCAACGGACUUCCUUUUUUUUGGAAUUUUUAUAUUAUAUUUUUAUAUUGUUUCUAUUUCCCUUACCUUCUAUUCGCUAUGAAUGAUAAGCUAGCAACGAACACAGUAUCUUACAGGAUGUAAUCGAUUUUUUCAUUCUACAAGUAAAAUUUAUAAAACAGAAUCUCCCCGAUCUUGGAAUAUACCCCGAUCUAAAAAAUACCAUCGCGUUAAACUAGAAUUUUUAUUACAUCGCAUUUUCUUAGUAUGAUAAUAACACAGUAUGCCCCGUACAUUCAUUUUGUCCACUUCACGUAUACAUACAGUUGGUAUGCUAAGCUUCUAAAAAUUCCGGAAAAAUUUCAAGCUACCUACCAACGUAUCCGUUUUAUCGUCCAACGCAAUUCCUACGCAAGUUGUUAACAGAUUUCCUUCAUAACGACGAACCAUUUAUUCAAGCAGCAAAAUUGAAUGUUAAACUUUGCUGGUGUAUCCAAAUGGAGCCAUAAAUGCUAGAAAAAGAUUGAUUUAAAAAAAAAAAUGUGCGGAUUAAUUGGUCCAGCUACAAGAAAUCACAUCCUCCAACAUCCCUUCUUACAUUCGUCGAUCGUUCUUUCUAUGUUUACUUUCCUCCUUUGUGUUCCUCAACAAGCCAAACUCACCGACAAUAUUAUUAAACUGUCCCUGGAGAUUGAGUUCUCCAGUGAACCGAAUGUUUUUCCAGUGACCAUCAGCGGCUCGUCGUUUAAGGGAUUCUUCCUGCAGGCACGUGACCCUGAUACAGACAACUGGAUCGGUUCCUGGGCGCAAACCGACAACACGAAUACCCACCCUGAGUGCAGUGCCGUGACACACGCCGAUCCUUACGUGAAACAGCACGCCACUCUUAUCUGGAAUGCGCCACCGAACGCCCGUGGACGCGUGUACUUCACAGGCACCAUUUUGAAGGAAUACGCGACUUACUGGUCCAAUCUGGUAGCCACAACGAAGAAUUGAAGAUCUCUACUAAUUUCUAAGUUCAAAAGUAUUCUACUCUGGAACUAAUAAUUGUAUUCGAUUCUUCGAAAGAUCUUGCUUUUGCGUUGAAAGCAUAGUGAUUCAUAAAUGAACAGAGGGAAGUGGUGACAUCGGAACGCCCUAGAAUAUCGUAAAAUACGAAGAAACGUGUAUUUUGUACUAUCUUGUAUAUUGUAUAUUGAUCUAUUUUAUUGUAAGAAAGAAAGAACGAUUUUAAAUAUAAAAUCAGAACAAUUCACGAUUUUGUAUAUCCUAGCUAUAUUAAUCUAUUUUCUUAUAAGCAGAAACUAAGAUAUUAACUGUCAAAUAAUAAAAACUUUUUGUGUUGCUUAUGUAUAUUGACCUAUCUUGUAAUAAGAAAAAACGUUAAAUACAAAGUCAUAAAAAUUUA